Molecule: messenger RNA, 1740 nt
Organism: Insectozyma verbasci
Lineage: Eukaryota; Fungi; Ascomycota; Pichiomycetes; Serinales; Debaryomycetaceae
Source: the annotation of a GenBank genome assembly
AUGAAUUUACUAGACAUAUUAUCAAAAGAUCCUCCAACAUCAAUUUAUAAUGAAAAUAAUAUAGAAAGUGAACUAUCAUUGAAUAAUAAUAUAAUAUACUUACCAACUUAUUUAACUGAUAUACAAAAUUUAUUGAUUAAAUUAAUUUUUCAAAUUUUCAGUAACGAUUUAUUGAAUGAGUUAAAGGCAAAAAAGAUGAAAACAAGUAUUAAUAAUUUAUUAGAAAAUAAUAUAAUUAAUCAAGAAUCAAAUAAUAAUAUUGAUAAGAUUAAUCUUUGUUUUGAUCAAAUUUCAUGUAUAACAAAUCAUCCUUCAUUAUUAAUUGAUCAUUUUAUACCGAAAAAGUUAUUAUUACUGGAUACAAUUCAAAGACAAAUUAAUGUUAGUGGGAAAUUUCAUAUUUUUGAUAGAUUUGUUGAUCACUUUAUAAAUCAAAAAAAGAAAUUAUUAGUUAUUGCUAAUAAUGUCAAAGAAUUAGAAUUAAUUGAAGGUAUAAUAAUUGGUAGAGAUUUAUAUUAUAAAAAUUUCACUACUUCAAAAUUACAUGCGGGUAGAGAUGAAAUACCUAGAUUAAAGAAUAAAUUAUUUAUCAAGUUAAUUACAAGUCAACAAUUUGGUAAUAUUGGUGUAGCAGAUAGUUUUGAUUAUGCUUUUUCAUUCGACACACUGUUGACUUUUGACAGUCCAAAUAUCGGUACGAUCUACAUACCAAUACCUGUAUGUUCAAUAGAACAUAUAAUAUUGAAAAUACCGAAACCAAAUAUUAAUUUUAAUGAUGUUGAUUUGUUGAAGAAAUGGAAAUUAAAAAUUAUAAAUUUGGUUAUUUUGAAUCAUAAUGAAUUAGAAGAUUUGGGAGAUUUCUUCAUUAACAAUUAUGGUAGGGGUUUUAAAAACCUUGAACAUGUUCAUCUUAAAGAUUUCGAAACCGGGCUAGUUCUUCAAGAAAAUGAAAUUGUACUUCUGCAAAAAUUAGAUAAUAUGGCUGGUAAUAUUUAUCCUAUAGAUACCAAAAUGGAGUGUAAAGUUGCAUUGGCGAAAUAUAUCAAUGAUCAAAUCUCUAGUUAUGAUAAGGAAAUUGAAAAUAUUGAAAUGAAAGAAUUACCAGUGAAGAGAUUAAAUGAGUCCAAAAGACAAGUAGAUUAUGAUAAUGAUGAGGUUUUAAUACGAGAGAAGUAUAUCACAUUGAAAAAAUUAAACGUUGAAGCGUCAACGCUGGAAAAAAAUAUGAAUAGAGUCGAUCAAAAUCAAUUAAAACUACAAGAGAAGGAGUCUGAUUUAACUAAUAAAUUAAAUACACUUGAAAAGGGAGAAUCCGAGCCCGAACAAAAGCGAAUACUAGAGGAGUUAGAAAUUGAGAAUAAAUUAAUGGAAAGUGAAUAUGAGACAUUAAAUAAAGAAUGUGAAGAAAUUAGAAAUAAUUAUCAAAAUGAAUCCUUAAAAGCUGUUCAAUUAUCAAAUAAAUUAGCCAAUCUCAAGGAACAGUUUACAAAAAUUAAUAAUAAGAUAAACAAUGUAGGUUUUAUUCAAUUACCUAAAUUAAUUAAUGAUGAUGAUAUUAAAAAUUAUGAAAUUCAAUUAAACAAAUUAAAAAGUCAAAAUCAAUUUAUGACAAAAUAUUAUAAUGAUAAAAUUGAUAAAAUAUAUCAAGAAAGAAGUACUUUGGUUAAAGAUAGUUCAACUGGUGGCUCAACAAGUAGACCUAGUAAUAGAAUUAGCCGUGGCUCAACGCCAUUGAUAUAG